Messenger RNA from Pistacia vera, 1096 nucleotides. Its product is annotated as zinc finger A20 and AN1 domain-containing stress-associated protein 6-like. The record is from RefSeq and is a predicted model, not a curated record. The coding region runs from base 382 to 912 and encodes 176 amino acids. Gene Ontology annotation, molecular function: DNA binding; zinc ion binding. The transcript has a single exon. NCBI's taxonomy places the organism in Eukaryota, Viridiplantae, Streptophyta, Magnoliopsida, Sapindales, Anacardiaceae.
GGUUCCACCUUCCAUAGAUUCUCUCUCUUUCUCUCUCAAUCCGCUGCUACUUUUUCUUCAUCAUCGUCACUCCACAAUCCCUCAUCAAAGCAAAUCUCAACCGUUGUUCCCGUCCGUACAAUCUCCGAUCUAUAAAUCCCCCACCUCAAAUCCGUGUAUGUUGCCCUUGAUCGCUUAUGUUUCCGUUUUCAUUGAGUUUCAGUUUUAUUUAUUCUUUCUAGCUUUUGAAUUAUGAUUUAAUUUGAUUUAUAUGUCAGGGUUUUAGUUUUCUUUUUUUUUUUCCUUAAAAAAAAAAAAGAAAAAAAAAAGUUCGAUUUUUAUAUAUAGUUUUUAAAAAUUUAAAUUUAAAUUAAAUUGCUUGUUGAUAAAUUGAAGCAAAAAAUGGAACAAGAAUCUCAAAAGAGAAAGCUAGAUGAGACUAGUCAUGAAAUUGAGCCUCAAAAUACUCCAAAUUUAUGUGCAAAUAAUUGUGGAUUCUUUGGGAGUUCAAGCACCAAUAAUCUUUGUUCAAAGUGCUACAAAGAUUAUCUGUUGAAACAACCCAAAAUCUUCGAUGAAGAAUCAAAAAAGAGCGUGAAAAACUCGAUUGUAGAGGAAAUUGAGACGAACCCAGUUGAGAAAGAGGGCGGUGCUGGGGUGAAAGAGAGUGUUGCGAGCGAGGGGGCGUCGUCGGGGAAUGUAGAGAGUGAGAAUGGGGAUGGAAAUGCGGAGAAACGACCCGCGAAUAGGUGCAAUUUUUGCAAGAAACGGGUCGGAUUGACGGGGUUUAAGUGUCGGUGUGGGCAGACAUUUUGCUCGAUGCAUCGAUACUCGGAUAAGCAUAACUGUGUGUUUGAUUACAAGGGCGCAGGGCAGGAUGCUAUUGCGAAGGCGAAUCCGGUGGUGAAGGCUGAUAAGAUUGAGAAGAUAUGAUGGGGGGCACGGGAUGGUGGUGGUUUGGUGUAUGAAGAAUUGUGUUAGAGAUAAUAAGUUGCUACUGUCGCUUUGGUACUUUUAUUGUUGUUUGUGUACAGUUUGGUUGUUUCUGUUUAUUGCAUAUGGAAUUUGAUGUCAAAUACAUUUGGUUAUAUAUCAAUUAGUAGUAAUUUCAUAGCUU